AUGGUGUGUCUCGGAAUGGAGCCCGACCACAACCAUAUCAACGGCGACCUCGCCCAUGGCUUUGAGAACAUGGUGUGUGUGCGUUGUCGAGAUGGGUUCUCGAUGCAAGAUCAAAUGGUCAACUCUUCCGGAGAAGUUUGGCAUUCGGAGUGUUUUGUAUGUGCUCAAUGCUUCGAACCAUUCCCAGACGGAAUUUAUUUUGAGUACGAAGGAAGGAAGUAUUGCGAGCAUGACUUUCAUGUCCUUUUUUCUCCGUGCUGCGGAAAAUGCAAUGAGUUCAUUGUUGGGAGAGUGAUCAAGGCAAUGAAUGCCAGCUGGCAUCCGGCUUGUUUCUGCUGUGAGAUUUGCAAUAAACAGUUGGCCGACGUUGGAUUUUUAAGAAAUGCUGGGAGAGCGCUUUGCCGUGAGUGUAACGAACGAGAAAAAGCAGCAGGUCAUGGACGAUAUGUGUGCCACAAAUGCCAUGCUAUGAUCGAUGAUGGACAGCACAUCAAGUUCCGUGGAGAUUCCUUCCAUCCAUAUCAUUUCAAGUGCAAACGAUGCAGCGUGGAACUCACAACAGCAUCUCGUGAAGUGAACGGCGAGUUGUACUGUCUGAGAUGUCACGACACAAUGGGAAUCCCAAUUUGCGGAGCUUGUCACAGACCAAUCGAGGAGCGUGUCAUUGCUGCUUUGGGUAAGCACUGGCACGUCGAGCACUUUGUCUGCUCGGUGUGUGAGAAGCCGUUCCUGGGACAUCGUCACUACGAGAGAAAGGGACUUCCAUACUGCGAACAGCACUUCCACAAGCUCUUCGGAAACCUCUGCUUCAGAUGUGGAGAUCCAUGUUGUGGAGAAGUGUUCCAAGCUCUUCAGAAGACGUGGUGUGUCAAAUGCUUUGCCUGCAGUUUCUGUGAUAAGAAGUUGGACCAGAAAACGAAAUUCUAUGAAUUCGAUAUGAAGCCAACAUGCAAACGAUGCUAUGACAGAUUCCCAACCGAGCUCAAAAAACGUAUCUCAGAAAGUUUGAAGGACCGUGAUGUCGAGAAUCAGAGAAGAUCGAUGAGUCCAGGUCCGAAAUAA
Molecule: messenger RNA, 1062 nt
Organism: Caenorhabditis remanei
Lineage: Eukaryota; Metazoa; Nematoda; Chromadorea; Rhabditida; Rhabditidae
Exons: 7
Coding region: 1-1062 (353 amino acids)
Biological process (GO): positive regulation of integrin-mediated signaling pathway; cell-cell adhesion; positive regulation of substrate adhesion-dependent cell spreading
Cellular component (GO): cytoplasm; cell-cell junction; focal adhesion
Source: RefSeq, a predicted model, not a curated record